GGCCUUCGCAGGUGGCUGCUCCAGUUUCCCCAGCCCUCCCCGCGUCCUGGUGGGAAACUCAGCCCAGAAGGAGUCUUCCGGGGCUCCUCGCGGGUUGGGGAACCGUCGGACGCCGGCGCAGGGGGCGGGGCAAGGACCCCGGGGGGGUCACCCCGCCCCUUCGCGCUCAGCCCUGCCGAGGUGAAACCUGAGCCCAGGUCGGGGGCGGGACCGGCCCGCGCCUCUCUCCCGGUCCCCGCACCCUGGCCGAAGGUGGCGAGCGCAGGGCCCGGCCCGGGAGCCGCUGGAGCAGGGCCUGCGAUGGAGCCUGCAGCCCCGGGUCGCGCCCCUCCCUGAGCGCCCCCGUCGGCGGCCAUGCUGCCCCGAGGGCGCCCCCGGGCGAUGGGGGCCGCCGCGCUGUUGCUGCUGCUGCUGCUGUUCGGAUUCCUCCUGUUCGGUGGGGAUCUGGGGUGUGAGCGCCGCAAGCAGGGCGGGCGAGCGGGGGCCCCGGGAUGCUUCCCCGGCCCGCUCAUGCUACGUGUCCCCCCAGACGGGAGGCUGCGGAGAGCCGCCGCCCUCGACGGAGACCCGGGGGCUGGCCCCGGGGACCACAACCGCUCCGACUGCGGCCCGCCGCCGCCGCGGCCGUCCAAGUGCGAGCUCUUGCAUGUGGCCAUCGUGUGUGCGGGGCAUAACUCCAGCCGAGACGUCAUCACCCUGGUGAAGUCCAUGCUCUUCUACAGGAAAAAUCCACUGCACCUCCACUUGGUAACUGAUGCUGUGGCCAGAAACAUCCUGGAGAUGCUCUUCCACACGUGGAUGGUGCCUGCUGUCCAUGUCAGCUUUUACAACGCGGAGGAGCUCAAGUCCCAGGUCUCCUGGAUCCCCAACAAGCACUACUCCGGCCUCUAUGGGCUAAUGAAGCUGGUGCUGCCCAGUGCCUUGCCCGCUGAGCUGGCCCACGUCAUUGUCCUGGACACAGAUGUCACCUUCGCCUCUGACAUCUCGGAGCUCUGGGCACUCUUUGCUCACUUUUCUGACACGCAGGCGAUCGGUCUCGUGGAGAACCAGAGUGACUGGUACCUGGGCAACCUCUGGAAGAACCACAGGCCCUGGCCUGCCUUGGGCCGGGGAUUUAACACAGGUGUGAUCCUACUGCGGCUGGACCGGCUCCGGCAGGCUGGCUGGGAGCAGAUGUGGAGGCUGACGGCCAGGCGGGAGCUCCUUACCCUGCCUGCCACCUCACUGGCUGACCAGGACAUCUUCAAUGCUGUGAUCAAGGAGCAUCCGGGGCUAGUGCAGCCUCUACCUUGCGUCUGGAACGUGCAGCUGUCAGAUCACACACUGGCCGAGCGCUGCUACUCUGCGGCGUCUGACCUCAAGGUGAUCCACUGGAACUCGCCAAAGAAGCUUCAGGUGAAGAACAAGCACGUGGAAUUCUUCCGCAAUUUCUAUCUGACCUUCCUGGAGUACGAUGGGAACCUGCUACGGAGAGAGCUCUUUGGGUGCCCCAGCCAGCCCCCGCCUGGUGCUGAGCAGUUACAGCAGGCCCUGGCACAACUUGAUGAGGAAGACCCCUGCUUUGAAUUCCGGCAGCAGCAGCUCACUGUGCACCGUGUGCACGUCACUUUCCUGCCCCAUGAGCCGCCACCCCCCCGGCCUCACGAUGUCACCCUUGUGGCCCAGCUGUCCAUGGACCGGACGUGGCCUACCACGUGGUGUACCGUGAGGGGCCCCUGUACCCUGUCAACCAGCUCCGCAACGUGGCCUUGGCCCAGGCCCUCACACCUUACGUCUUCCUCAGUGACAUUGACUUCCUGCCUGCCUAUUCUCUCUAUGACUACCUCAGGGAGGCCAGGGCCAGCUUCAACAGCAGCUCCACCUGUGGUUGUAUCCACCCGUCGCAUUGGGCAAGAUGGCCCAUGGUGGACGGGUCCUGUGGCUAAUGCCCUGAUGAGGGUCACUGGCCCAGUCCUGGAGGCUCCACUCUUCUCCCCUGCUCAUGGGUGCUCCUCCUCAGGGCCUCCAUUGAGCAGCUGGGGCUGGGCAGCCAGCGAAAGGCAGCGCUGGUGGUGCCGGCAUUCGAGACCCUGCACUACCGCUUCAGCUUCCCCCAUUCCAAGGUGGAGCUGCUGGCCUUGCUGGAUGUGGGCGCUCUCUACACCUUCAGGUACCACGAGUGGCCCCGGGGCCACGCACCCACAGACUAUGCCCGCUGGCGGGAAGCUCAGGCCCCGUACCGUGUGCAAUGGGCGGCCGACUAUGAACCCUACGUGGUGGUGCCGCGUGACUGUCCCCGCUAUGACCCUCGCUUUGUGGGCUUCGGCUGGAACAAGGUGGCUCACAUUGUGGAGCUGGAUGCCCAGGAAUAUGAGCUCCUGGUGCUGCCCGAGGCCUUCACCAUCCAUCUGCCCCAUGCUCCAAGCCUGGACAUCUCCCGCUUCCGCUCCAGCCCCACCUAUCGUGACUGCCUCCAGGCCCUUAAGGACGAAUUCCACCAGGACUUGUCCCGCCACCAUGGGGCUGCUGCCCUCAAAUACCUCCCAGCCCUGCAGCAGCCCCAGAGCCCUGCCCGAGGCUGAGGCUGAGGCUGGGCGGGCGCUGCCCCUUGUCUUAGCAUUGGGCAGACACCAGGGCAACCCGGCCUGCCCUCCGCCAUCCCUGCUAUUUAAAUUAUUUAAGGUCUCUGGGAAGGGCUGGGGCGGAGCAUCUGUGGGGUGGGGUCUUCCCCUUGCUGCUAUUGUUUGGCUGGCGUCUGGUCUCCCUCUGCGCCAGCCAGUUUGGGGCUGGUUCCCCCAUCUUCAAUUGUUCAUCCCUUUUUCAUAAUUAAAGUUUUAAGAAAUC
Molecule: messenger RNA, 2823 nt
Organism: Rhinopithecus roxellana (golden snub-nosed monkey)
Lineage: Eukaryota; Metazoa; Chordata; Mammalia; Primates; Cercopithecidae
Gene: LARGE2
Product: LARGE xylosyl- and glucuronyltransferase 2
Exons: 14
Coding region: 355-2805 (816 amino acids)
Biological process (GO): protein O-linked glycosylation via mannose
Molecular function (GO): xylosyltransferase activity; glucuronosyltransferase activity
Source: RefSeq, a predicted model, not a curated record